Molecule: messenger RNA, 658 nt
Organism: Gossypium raimondii (Peruvian cotton)
Lineage: Eukaryota; Viridiplantae; Streptophyta; Magnoliopsida; Malvales; Malvaceae
Product: probable small nuclear ribonucleoprotein G
Exons: 4
Coding region: 112-354 (80 amino acids)
Biological process (GO): mRNA splicing, via spliceosome; spliceosomal snRNP assembly
Cellular component (GO): U2-type prespliceosome; spliceosomal tri-snRNP complex; U12-type spliceosomal complex
Molecular function (GO): RNA binding
Source: RefSeq, a predicted model, not a curated record
AUUUUCUUAACAUUUCUUUUAGUCAUAUAUUUUACGAACCUAAAAAUCCAAUUUCAUUUGCCUCCUCCCAUAACCCUACUCUCCUCUCUUCCAAACCAAAUUUCUGACGCAAUGAGCAGAUCCGGCCAACCUCCAGAUCUCAAAAAGUACAUGGACAAACAACUCCAGAUCAAGCUGAAUGCUAAUCGGAUGGUUGUUGGUACACUUCGUGGGUUUGAUCAGUUUAUGAAUCUAGUGGUUGACAACACCGUGGAGGUGAAUGGCAAUGAGAAAACUGAUAUAGGCAUGGUGGUUAUCAGAGGAAAUAGCGUUGUUACUGUUGAAGCACUUGAACCUGUAGGCAGAAUGCAGUGAUGCGGUUUUUUCUACUGGAAAUUCCGGAAUCACUUGAUGGUAUCUGGUGGUUGGAUAACAUAGAUGCUGGCCUCCUAGUUUGUGAUGGACUAUUAAAUUUAAUUAAGAACUCAUAGGAACAUUAGACUGUUAUUGGUGGAUUCUGCUCCUUUUCCUUCUCUGUACCGGAUUGAUUGCCCUUGAGCAUUCCGAAUAGGGUUUUAAUUGAAUGUAGAGAAGGGUAGUAACAGUGAAUACUUACCAUCUUAAAUGCUCAGGUCUAGAUUGAAACUUAUGGUGCAUAUGUUAAAGCUUGUUUCUAUUC